This is a messenger RNA of Linum trigynum, 4343 nucleotides long. Lineage: Eukaryota; Viridiplantae; Streptophyta; Magnoliopsida; Malpighiales; Linaceae. The record is from the annotation of a GenBank genome assembly.
ACCUACCUAAUAGUCACGCCCAUAGCCACUAAAACAGCAAUUAAAAAGAUUAAACCCGGUCGCUUUACGAGGCAAGAGGUGUUUAAUUAUAAAACCUACUAAUUAACUUCCAUUUGUGUCGAUUAGGGCAAUGCUGAGAAAUGAAAUGAUGGUGUGUGUGCUAAUCAAGUGGAAAAGUUAUUCUCUCUACUAAUAAUACAUCGAAAGUGUGGAUAUGGAAGAGGAGACAGCUAUAUUAACAAAUGAAGAGGUGUAUUAGUUAAUGUGUGUGCUCUCUCUGAUCGAAAGAAUAUAAAGUUUGCACGAGAGAAACGGUGCUGAUGGAAAUGUUAUCUGGAAAAAAAAGUAAGAUACAAUUCAACCUAAACAACACGUGUCGCAGAAAACUCAUCACACGAUGAGGUAAGGCCUACAGAAAAUGCGCCUACAUGGUCAAUACUGACCGGGUCUACCGAAAAAGCCAAACCCUACCCCUCAACACUUGCGAGUUGAAGCUGGAGACUGGAGUACGAAGAAGAUGGAUGAUUGACUCUUCCUCAACCCACCAUAAAGAACAUCUAUUUGACAUUUCGAAGCCACGUCGAUUUAAUGUUCAGUGAUAGAUGCGUUUCCGUCACUGCAUACGCAAGUAAAAUAAAAAGGCGCAAAUCUUGACGUGGGCAAGCAUGGUUUUCCAAAUGUCCGUGUGAGGGAAGUCCUCCGCGCUCCGCCGAAAAAAUUAUCUCUUGUUGACGUGUUGAAGCAUGAUCUCCCUCGAUACGUACUGUCGUUAUCCUAUACUACGACAUCCUACGUGUGCGUGUGUUCAAGCAUUUAACUAUGCCAAAUCAUACAAUCUGGCCCAAGCUAUAAAAUUGACUUAUCUUCUAUGAAUACUGUCCUCUCCCCACUCACAACAAAAACAAAAGACUAUUGAACAAAACAUAAACAAGCCAACAUAAAAGAGAGGAUUGGAAGUGAUGGCACGAAGAGCCAAAGCUACAUUUUGUUUCUUGGGGAAAGCUAAGCUAAAAGCUUGAAAAAAGCAUACCCAACUUUAUUUUCCAUGGCUGGCUUUUCAUAAAGGAAAAAAGAAAAUUCCCUCUGCAUUUCCAAUUCGAUAUUGUUGUUCUGUUGCGUGGGGGAGAAAGAAAAAAAAGAGAGAACAGAGACAUAGAACAGAGGAAGGAAAAGGGUCGUUUGCUUUCCAAUUUCCAUUGAUUAUUGACCUGCAGCCACGACCUAGCUAGCUAGCUCAACCUCUCUUUUUUUCUCCUUUUGUCUGCAUGUAUCGUCUAGGGCACAUCUUUGUAGGGUAAAAUAACAGAUAACGCAAUAAUUGUGUUUAUUUGGAUGAUAUGUCUCUCGAUGAUUUAGGUGAAAAGAAUUUGGAUCCGAUACUUGGAUAUCCAGUUCUAAGCAGAAUGUAUUACUAUCAUUGUCGCCAUAAAAAGGAUAGCAUAUUUAUCCAACGAUAGAAAACACAUGCUCGAAAAUCUCAAACAAAUAAUGAUAAUAUAAAAAAAAAACUCUAAUACUGUGUUUCAGGCUUUCAACUUACAACCGUACCGUUUGAAUUGAAAGUUCGUAAUAACUUAUCUAGCUCAUCUUGUCAACCCGUCAAACAGACAAAUUUCCAUCAUUCAUCAAUCACACAUAACCAUCCCCAUCUAUUUGAACUCAUAACAAUCAUAACCCUAAUCCAAACUUAACUCAAUCCAUCAAAUCUUUAUCUUUUUUGCCAACCCAUAUAGAACCAAAGAACUCCGUUUUGACGCUACUCAAUUAUAACCCAACACGACCCAACCCAACCACCCAUUGUCAUUUAUCACUCCCCAACAAGGUUGUCAAACCGGUUUAUGCCAGUGUGUCGGUUUAGCAAGUGGAAUGGUUCAACCAGUGGCACAUACCGGUUUGUGCCGGUUCAUGCCGGUCAAUAUUACAAAUAAAAUUAUAAAUACUCAUAUUUAAACAUGACAUUUAACGUCAACACCUAAGCAUUUAUACUUGAAUCCAACAAAUAACAUCAAUAUUUAACUUUUAUACUCAUAAAAUAAAUAAUAAAAUAAUUUUUAUCAAUUAAAUUCUCUAAAAUAAAGUCAUUUUACUCAGAGAUUCGUAUAUCGAUCGUGCCGGUCAUACCGAUAGUGUCACGCCGGUAUUAUGACCGAUACCGGUUGAACUCGGUACAACCGGUGACACGCUGGCUGGCGUGACAACCAUGCUCGCCAAUCAAUUUGCCACCUCUAAAAAAAAAAAAAAAAUCAAAACCCAAUUCGGUUCCUUUUCAUUUCCCUCAUAUCACCAUACGCCAAUUAUAACAUAACACCAUUACUCAACUCCAUAUAAAUACACAUUACAAAACCCAAACACUUGGGUUACCCUUUUACACUGUUACACCCACCUCUCCUCUCCUCUCCUCCUUUCUUACAACCCUCGAAAACCAUAAUAACUACACCAAAAAAUGGCCGACGAUGAAGAAAGCUCCCCGCCGGCGGAUUUCCACUCCCACCCCCGACCUCCUCCAUCUCUCUCUCAGAUUUUGCAGGAGUUGAAAGAGCUAUGGAGCAUGGCCUUCCCCGUAACGGCGUCCCACCUAACGGCGUUCUUCCGUUCCGCCGUCUCCGUCGUCUUUCUGGGCCGGCUCGGGAGCCUGGAGCUAGCCGGCGGCGCGCUGUCCAUCGGCUUCACGAACAUAACUGGGUACUCCGUCAUGGUCGGCUUGGCUUCCGGCUUGGAGCCGGUGUGCAGCCAGGCGUACGGGAGCAAGAACUGGGACCUCCUCCACGUGUCCCUCCAGCGGAUGGUUCUGAUCCUCUGCGCCGCGGCCGCACCCGUAACCUUCCUGUGGCUCAACCUCAGGCCCAUCAUGGUGUUCUUGGGCCAGGACCCGGACAUCGCCUCCACCGCCGCCACGUACUGCCUCUACGCGCUCCCGGACCUCUGGACCAACGCGCUCCUCCAGCCCCUGCGCGUGUACCUACGCUCACAGAACGUGACCAAGCCCGUCAUGUUCUGCUCGAUCGCGGCGGUGGCGCUGCACGCGCCGCUGAAUUACCUGACCGUCGUGGUGUUGGGGCUCGGGGUGCGGGGUGUGGCGAUGGCGGCGGUGGUGACGAAUGUCAACACCGUGGGGUUGAUGAUUGGGUACAUGUGGUGGGCCCGCCGCCGCCGCGGCGCCGGCGGAAGGGGGCAGUGGAAGGUGGUGGGGUGGAGCGGCGGAGACGGCGGCGGCGGCGGGAUGGGGGCGUUGUUGAGGCUGGCGGUGCCGAGUUGCGUGGGGAUAUGUUUGGAGUGGUGGUGGUAUGAGGUGGUGACGGUGAUGGCCGGAUACUUGCCGAAUCCGACGUUGGCGGUGGCGGCCACCGGGAUACUUAUUCAGACCACCAGCAUGAUGUAUACUCUUCCCAUGGCCCUUGCUGGCUGUGUCUCUGCCCGGGUGGGGAACGAGCUCGGAGCUGGCAAUCCGGACAAGGCCAAGCUGGCAGCAACGGUGGCGCUAGGCUGCGCCUUCGUCAUCGGAGUCAUCAACGUCCUGUGGACGGUGAUCCUGCGGGAGAGAUGGGCCGGCCUGUUCACCAAAGACGAUCUCGUCAAAGGCUUCGUCUCCUCCGUGCUGCCGAUAAUCGGACUCUGCGAGCUCGGCAACUGCCCUCAGACGACCGGCUGCGGCGUCCUCCGCGGCACGGCGAGGCCCGCCAUAGCGGCCCGCAUCAAUUUGGGCUCGUUCUACUGCAUCGGCACCCCGGUUGCAGUCGGGCUCGCGUUCGGGCUGAAGGUCGGCUUCCCCGGGCUGUGGUUAGGGCUCUUGUCGGCCCAAGUAGCGUGCGUCGUGUCGAUCUUGUACGUGAUUUGGGCCUGUACCGAUUGGGAUCACGAGGCCUUGAAGGCCCGGAACCUGACCCAGAUCGAGAUGGCUGGUGGUGGUUGUGAUCACGAUGAUGAUGGUGGAGAGAAGGAAGAGAACGAAGAAGGUCGUGGGCUUUUGAUGGGCAAUGGCCCGUGAUCGAUUUGGGCUUUGGGUCUUGUAUUGAUUCUUCAGUUUUGGGUUUUUGUUGGGCCCCGAAAAGGAAUGAGAAAGACAAUGUGGACAGUAGGGAAUUAGGAAGAAAAAGGAAACGAGGAAUUGAAAGAUGCUUUGGCGAUUAUUAAUUCCGACUGUUUAGUUCAUGUCCACUCCUUUCUCACUCGCUCAAAUUUUCUUUUGCUUUACGAGCCAAUGCCUAUCCAGUAUCCACAAAGCAUUCAAAAUCGGGAUUUUUAUCGUAAAAUCGUAGGAUUUUAGGAUUUUACUUAGGGAUUCCGAUCCUGAUUUUACUAUAAAAUUUGUGGACCUUAAAAUCGAUUAAAGUCGGGAUUAAAAU